Molecule: messenger RNA, 6207 nt
Organism: Girardinichthys multiradiatus
Lineage: Eukaryota; Metazoa; Chordata; Actinopteri; Cyprinodontiformes; Goodeidae
Product: discs large homolog 1-like protein
Exons: 25
Coding region: 99-3443 (1114 amino acids)
Biological process (GO): chemical synaptic transmission; neurotransmitter receptor localization to postsynaptic specialization membrane
Cellular component (GO): postsynaptic density membrane; neuromuscular junction; neuron projection
Molecular function (GO): kinase binding
Source: RefSeq, a predicted model, not a curated record
GCAGGGACAGUUCGGUGUCCCAGUUUGAAGGAAGGCUGCAUCGUGCACAUCUGUAAUAACACACACCGACACAGCAACUAUACUGCGCGCCUGACACCAUGUCUGUGCUACAGAAAGAUGCUCAGCGGGCCCUGGAGCUGCUCCAGCAGUAUCGCGUCAAACUGAACCAGAGACAGCAGAACCACGGUCAGAGUCAGGGCAAACAGGGUUCUGCCGGAGAGGACCAUCAGCUGCAGCAAUCCUUGGACAGAGUCAUCAGUGUCUUCCAAAGUCAACUCUUCAGUGCUCUUCUUGAUAUCCAGGAGUACUACGAACUGACUAUCCUUCAGGACAGCCAGUGUACUGUCGACUCUCCUGAGAAACCCCCAGCUCCCUGCAUCAUUCCAGCAGAACAGUCACCACAUCAACAAACAUUCAGCCCGUUGAGCUCCCUUGCUUCUGGAGAACCAUCUCAACCCUGCAAGCCCAAGUCUAUUAAAUCCCCCUCAUCACCUAACCAAACUGGAGAGCCUGCAAAAACAUUGUCUUCUCCUACAAGACAGUCCAGCAUAACACAGUCUCACCCUGCCGAAGUCAAGUACCGUGCUCCACCUCCGCCUGUCCAAGCUGGAAGCUCCAAAUCUGUUGAGGGGGUUAUUUCCAAACCCUCUUCACCCUUUGUUGCUAUGUCUUCCAGUGUUACUGUCAGCAGUGUAGAAAAUCCGAGUCCCUCCACUAAAACAUCACAGAAUGGAACCAACACAUUUGUUACUACCACAAAGUCAGAGAAUAUAGCAAACCAGCAAAACCUUUCUGCCUCUAAAGACCUGAACCUGAUGACUGUUUCUGCCCUUAUCUCUAGCACCAUCCAAGGUCUUGUGCCACCAACAACUCCAGACAAAAGUACUCCUACAAGCAUCACUCCAACCACCAGUCCAAGUCUAAGUACAGUCUCAGGAGUCUGUGUUUCAACAGCUGGUUCUAGCUGCAAAGAGCCAGGAACAAGCAAAGUCAUAGCAAGUAAAGGUCCAACGAGCCCCAAUCAUGGAAAAUUCACAUUCGAGAGCAAGAGCCCCACGAGUCCUUCGGCAAAGCUAAGCAAAGGAUUUAAUCUAAGUCCAACCAGCCCUGGACAAGUAAAAGCCACCUCUGAUAGCCCCGGCCAUGGACCAGCCUCCAGGCUGCCUUCAACCACACUGACCCCCAACAAGGUAGAAUCACCUGAGGUACCAUUUGAUGAUGAGGUAUGGCCUCACCCAGAAGGUGAGCGGCUGAAUGAAGUUCCAGCCCCGCCUUUCUCCUCCCUGUAUUCACAAAGCCACUCCUACUAUCAGGCCAACCCCCCUCCAGUGGUGGUCAAUACCGACAGCGUAGAUACCCCCCCAUAUGUCAAUGGAACAGAAGCAGACUAUGAGUAUGAGGAAAUCACACUGGAGAGGGGUAACUCAGGCCUGGGCUUCAGUAUUGCUGGCGGCACAGAUAAUCCCCAUAUUGGAGAAGACCCCUCAAUCUUUAUCACCAAGAUAAUCCCAGGAGGAGCUGCAGCCCAGAAUGGACGACUCAGGGUGAAUGACUGUAUAGUCCGGGUAAAUGAUACCGACGUCAGGGAGGUGACUCACAGCGGGGCGGUGGAGGCACUGAAGGAGGCAGGAGGACUGGUCCGACUGUGUAUCCGACGCAGAAGGAGCCUCGCUGAGAGGAUCAUGGAUAUUAAACUGGUCAAAGGACCCAAAGGUUUGGGAUUCAGUAUAGCGGGUGGUGUUGGAAACCAGCACGUUCCAGGAGACAACGGCAUCUAUGUGACUAAAAUCAUCGAGGGAGGGGCUGCACACAAAGAUGGACGCUUACAAAUCGGGGAUAAACUUGUUGCUGUAAAUGCUUCUUGCUUGGAGCAGGUAACUCAUGAAGAGGCAGUUGCUGCAUUAAAGUCCACUCCGGAUGUUGUGUACCUCCGUGUUGCCAAACACAGCUCCCUUUUCAUUAAUGACAACUUCCCUCCACCUGAUGUCACUAACUCAUAUUCCCCGCAUCAGGACAACCAUGUAAGUCCCUACAUGAGUGGGAGCCAGUCUGUGAGCCCCGCCCCUUUGAACACACCCAGAUACUCUCCGCUGCCCAGGAGCCUGACGACAGAUGAAGAUGUUCCCAGAGAACCUAGGCGAGUUGUUCUGCUGAGGGGUUCCACAGGUCUUGGCUUCAACAUCGUUGGAGGGGAGGAUGGAGAGGGGAUCUUCAUUUCCUUCAUACUGGCUGGAGGUCCAGCUGAUCUCUGUGGAGAGCUCCGAAAGAGAGACCGCAUCCUAUCGGUGAAUGGGGUGGACCUGUCCAGUGCAACACAUGAACAGGCAGCUGCAGCUCUGAAGAAUGCUGGACAAACAGUUACCAUUGUAGCUCAGUAUAGACCUGAUGAGUACAGUCGUUUCGAGGCCAAGAUCCAUGACCUGAGGGAACAAAUGAUGACCAGCAGUGUCAGCUCCAGCUCCACAUCUCUCCGUUCCACACAGAAACGUACACUUUACAUCAGAGCUUUGUUCGACUAUGAUGGAAGUGCUGCAGAUCUAAGUGCACCGAAUCAGGCACUACCAUUUAAUUUUGGGGACAUCCUCCAUGUGAGCAGCGCUGGCGAAGAGGAGUGGUGGCCCGCCCGUCACCUUAGCCCCCCACCCCCAAACUGCCCUGAAGUUGGACUUAUCCCCAGCCGAAGGAGAGCGGAGAAGAAGGAGAGGUCAAGGCUAAAGAUGGUCAGAGUGUCGAGGUCUCAGGACAGAUCGGAUCAGGAGGAUAAAGCGCUGGUAACCUCUGGCACCAGUGAUAGUGAGAGUAGUUCCUCUGACCAGGAGGAGAUUCUCCUUACAUACCAACCUGUCGUGCAGCAGGAAGUCAAUUACACACGGCCGGUCAUUGUGCUCGGACCAAUGAAAGAUCGGGUCAACGAUGAUCUCAUCUCUGAGUUUCCAGAAAAGUUUGGGUCCUGCGUCCCACACACAACACGGCCACGAAGAGACUACGAGGUGGACGGCAGAGAUUAUCACUUCAUGUCCUCGAGAGAGCUUAUGGAGCGAGAGAUACAGGAACACAAGUUCAUUGAGGCUGGACAGUAUAACAACCACCUUUAUGGAACCAGCAUACAGUCUGUCAGAGAGGUUGCCGACAAGGGGAAACACUGCAUCUUGGAUGUAUCUGGGAAUGCAAUAAAGCGUCUCCAGAUGGCUGGCCUCUAUCCCAUUGCUAUUCUAAUUAGGCCGCGUAAUGUCGACAACAUCCUAGAGAUGAACAAGCGUUUGACAGAGGAACAGGCGAGAAAGACUUUCGACAGAGGCAUCAAACUGGAGCAGGAGUUUGCAGAGUACUUCACCGCAAUAGUCCAUGGCUCAUCUUUAGAGGAAAUUUACUCGCAUGUGAAACAAAUCAUUGAGGAGCAGUCGGGUCCUUACAUCUGGGUGACCACCAAGGAGCGACUCUGAAUAAACCCACAUAAUGAAAUAUCCAUACACACAUUACUGUCUCAACACUACCUACUUGAUUUUUUUUCUAUUAUCAGCUUGCUUCCUCUGUUUUGCAUUGCUGCACACACGUGUAUUCACACAAGCACACAAUGUUGGUGAGGCGGGGACUAUCUGGGACUUCUACUGUCUGAAGUUGGGGGGGGGGAGCUCAGGUCUGUCCAGAAGCUUUCUGGUGGAUCUUCCUUCAGCUUGGUUCCUUAAUGUUUAAGGAGUUUGUUCAAAUCUAGGCAACCUGUACCAUGAUCUGAUUUAUUUCACUAUUGUUCUUCUUAUUGUUGUUGUCGUUGUUGUUUUCAUAUUAACAAAGAGUAAUGCAUUCAUGUAUCGGUUUGUAAUGAUAAUAUUGUCACCAAGAGGCAGACUUUUGCACGCUGUAGCUUUAAGAGCAUGUUUUUGGGACAAAAAUCUUGAUCCUGUCUUGAUUUCCUGUCUGUCUGUCUGUUUUUCCACAUUGCAUCAAAAAUGUUUAGUUUAUUUCUCUUUUUUUGUAAUUAGUCAUUCCUAUUAUCCCAUCUUUUUCUCUUUUUACACUCUAAAAUCUUUAUAUAGGACAUUAAAAUAUUAAUUGUAAUUUUACCUUCCCCCCACAUUUUGGCAGUAAAAGCCAAAGUGUUCAGAAGCUACUAUUUAUGGAUGUAGCAUGAAAAAUAUUCAUGAUCAUUUUAGAGAUUUUGGAACUGAUAGUCUUAACUUUUAAUGUUAUCUCUGCUUGAACAUGAGUAUAAUUAGUUUUCCUUCAUGCAAUGUAGAGAAUUAUAUUAACAUAUUUAAGAGUCAAAAGCAAACUUCAAAAUCCAUUUGAAGCUUUGGGUCUGAAUUUUACAGCCAAGUAAUGUGGCAUCUAACCCUGACUAGAAAUAAUGUCUUCACGCCUCCAACCUGACCAUGAUUUGCACUGGCUGUGACAUAAUGCAAAUAUUUCCAGCUUGUCAGGCCUUUUCCCAUACAAGCAGUGGCUUAAUGAGCAAAAGCACGAAUGAUGCUUGUGUCCUCAAGAAAAUCCAUAUUGUCAUAGCCUAUGUUUUUAUGGCUGUCACUGCUACACUGCACCUCCAAGGUGGACAUGCUCAGCCCUGGUGUUGCUCAUUUCACUCCUCAACAUGUUGUCUAUUAUAUAAAGAGUACCACUGAAACAUUUUAAAACAGGUCUUGGAAAAAAAAAAAAAAAAAAAAACAUAUAUAUAUAUAUAUAUAUAUAUAUAUAUAUAUAUAUAUAUAUAUAUAUAUAUAUAUAUAUAUGUACCCUAAAGAGACAGGAAAAUCAGCAAAGAUUUGCCGUAUUUGUGCAUUUUACUAAACACUGGAUUAGAGGAAUGGAAAAUUAGUUCAGCCAAAUAGUAAACAAUAAAUGUAAUUGCACUUUUAUAUUUUCUGCUUGGUCAGUAAAUAUUCAGAGUUGAAAGAAGAUUCACAUGUGGUAACUAAAUAACUCAAUCUUUUUUACCUGGUUAAAAAUUAAAAAUAUGCGUUUUUAUUGAGAUAACUAAUGUGCUUUAUUAGUAUUUAAGGAAUAAAAUUUAAGGAAAAAAAGUGAUAAAAUAUAGGCCUGGAUCUUCCAUUUUAGGGACUUGGUUGUGUUCUGUCCAAGUCUUCCAGACUUGGUUUGCCCUUUAUUACCUUUUCCUUCCUUCACCUCACACUUUCAUAUCGGUAUUCUAGAUGUCCCGCACAACAUGGCCAUAACCAGUGUAUCAGCUCCUUCCUCUCUGCUAUCAUCCCAUUCAUAAUAAUCAUCAACAUUUUGUAACAGAUUUCCCUUCUAAUGUAGAUGCACAAAUGAGGGCUGAUUUCCUAAAAGCAUCUUGUGUGACAUAUCUUUCUUUUAAUAAUUAUGAAGGAGGUAAAGGAGGUUUUUGUGAAGGUUUUUACAUAUUUGUAGUAAACAAUGACAUCAUCUGGUAAAGAAUUGUCACGCUCUGUUAAUCCACAGCAUGUCUAUUUUUUUUGUUUUUUUUGCUAACAGUUUAUUUAGGUUUGAGUCUAUAGUCUUAAUGCACAUAAAACAGACCUUGAGUUGGUCCCAUGUGUGACCUCAGCACUCACCCUAAUAUGUUUUGUUUUUCUGUUUUAUAAAUACCAGCUAAAGCUUUGAUUUCACUAGUUUCUCCUUGUUGUCACAGAAACUAGAGCUUCAACAGCAUGUAACAGAAUGUGUGAGGAGCACACUUGCUGAGUGUUGAGGUUAGGAUUUAAAAUAACCUGAAAUGUGAUGAUAAUCUGUUGUGGAGUAUAAACGUCCAAGAUGCUAUUGAUGACACAGCCCUUGUAUGCUUGUAUGGACCUCGUCAGCCACCCACUCCCCUUAUUCCACCUCAAACCCCUGAGGCGACUCCUCCAAGCUGACUGGAGCACAGAGACGUACAGAGAGGCUGUUCUAUCAGCAGAGGAGCCCUCAAACACAGAAAAAAGUUUGAUAUUGACUACAUGUUUUGAAAGCUUUAAUGUUUCCUCAAAGAAUGUUCUGCUGAACUCAUGUUUUCUUAUCUGUAUUUCCUGAUGAAUCCCAGUAGAUAAUGUGUAUUCAUCAGCUGAGAGAACGGGAACCUCUGUAUGGCUCUGGCUAUGUGUUUUAGCUAGGGGACUAUGCCACUGUUUGUUAGAGUAAAGCACCGAUGCAAAGAAUCUAUUAAAGAGAUGUAUCUAUAUCUAACAUAAUAUAAUAUUUAUUCCUGCUCUAACUGCCUAUUUUGGUACAAAAAAUAAAAGGCUUUAUUGAGCUUUA